This is a messenger RNA of Rattus norvegicus (Norway rat), 2998 nucleotides long. It is a transcript of the gene Arsa, whose product is annotated as arylsulfatase A. Gene Ontology annotation, cellular component: plasma membrane; endoplasmic reticulum; membrane. Gene Ontology annotation, molecular function: cerebroside-sulfatase activity. The record is from RefSeq and is marked validated. The coding region runs from base 391 to 1914 and encodes 507 amino acids. The transcript has 8 exons. NCBI's taxonomy places the organism in Eukaryota, Metazoa, Chordata, Mammalia, Rodentia, Muridae.
AGUUCCGAACCGCCCUCGUCCCAUGGCGCCGGAGCCUCCCGGGUCAAUGUGAAGUGACGCCUACUCCUGAUCCCAAGUCUGUGCUGGCACCUCUGGGUGAACAGGGUCAGAUCCCCGCGCGAGAAGUUAAAGAAGCCCUGGACCUUAGGGGCUCUGUGGAGCUACACCCCAGUCCACCCACUUCCGAGUUCUGACAGAUUCGCUGGAGCUUCAGAAAGUGGACCUACAGACAGACGGAGUAUUUGGGUCUGGGAGCUCAGGGGAGGAGGAGGGCUCGGGUCCAGGGCCUCAGGUGGGGGCUGGCCUGGGCGCUCAGGGAACGAGCCUGCUGGAAUCGCCCUGCCUUCCCUACCAAGGGUCUGAGGACACAGGCCUGUCUGUAUCCCUGCCAUGGGGGCCCUGGGGACCCUCGUUUUGGCAUUGGCUGCAGGCCUGAGCACUGCUAGCCCACCUAACAUCAUGCUGAUCUUUGCUGAUGACCUGGGCUAUGGGGACCUCGGCUCCUAUGGGCACCCCAGUUCUACCACCCCCAACUUGGAUCAGUUGGCUGCAGGGGGACUACGGUUCACAGAUUUCUAUGUGCCUGUGUCUCUGUGCACUCCGUCUCGGGCUGCCCUCCUGACUGGCCGGCUCCCAGUUCGAUCAGGCAUGUACCCUGGAGUUCUGGGGCCCAGUUCCCAAGGGGGCCUGCCCUUGGAGGAGGUGACGUUGGCCGAAGUCCUGGCUGCUCGAGGCUAUCUAACAGGGAUGGCUGGCAAGUGGCAUCUUGGAGUAGGGCCAGAGGGGGCCUUCCUGCCCCCACAUCAGGGCUUCCAUCGAUUCCUGGGCAUCCCAUAUUCCCAUGACCAGGGUCCCUGUCAGAACCUGACCUGCUUCCCACCAGACAUCACCUGCAGUGGUGGCUGUGACCAAGGCCUAGUUCCCAUCCCACUGCUGGCCAACCUGACUGUGGAGGCCCAGCCCCCUUGGCUGCCUGGACUAGAGGCCCGGUAUGUGUCUUUCUCCCGAGACCUCAUGGCGGAUGCCCAGCGCCAGGGCCGACCAUUCUUCCUGUACUACGCUUCCCACCACACCCACUACCCUCAGUUCAGUGGACAGAGCUUCACCAAGCGCUCAGGCCGUGGGCCCUUUGGGGACUCCUUGAUGGAGCUGGAUGGAGCUGUGGGGGCCUUGAUGACAGCUGUGGGGGACCUAGGUCUGCUGGGAGAGACACUGGUCAUCUUCACUGCAGAUAACGGUCCUGAAUUGAUGCGUAUGUCCGAUGGCGGCUGCUCCGGCCUCUUGAGAUGUGGAAAAGGAACAACUUUUGAAGGUGGCGUCCGGGAACCCGCCUUGGUCUACUGGCCAGGUCACAUUACUCCUGGUGUCACCCACGAGCUGGCCAGCUCUCUGGACCUGCUGCCCACCCUGGCAGCACUGACCGGGGCUCCGCUGCCCAAUAUCACCUUGGAUGGUGUUGACAUCAGCCCCUUGCUGCUAGGCACAGGCAAGAGCCCACGGAAUUCUGUCUUCUUCUACCCACCGUUCCCAGACGAGAUCCAUGGAGUCUUCGCGGUUCGGAAUGGGAAGUACAAGGCUCAUUUCUUUACCCAGGGCUCCGCCCACAGUGACACCACUCCAGAUCCUGCCUGUCAUGCCGCCAACCGUCUGACAGCUCACGAGCCCCCACUGCUCUACGACUUGUCUAAGGACCCUGGUGAGAACUACAAUCUUUUGGAUAGUACAGAGGAGGUCUCUCCAGAAGCUCUCCAGGCUUUGAAGCACAUUGAGCUGCUCAAGGCCGAGUAUGAUGCAGCUAUGACCUUCAGCCCCAGCCAGAUAGCCAAGGGUGAGGACCCUGCCCUUCAGAUCUGCUGUCAGCCGAGCUGCACUCCCCACCCAGUCUGCUGCCACUGCCCAGACUCCCACUCCUGAGGGGACUGGAGAAAUCCCUCAAGGGUAGCCCAGGACCCCUGGCCCUGUCCUGAGCGUGUAACGGUUCACCAGAGGGACAGGGGCAAGUGUGUAGUUUGUAUCUGGUAAUGUAAUAACAUCAGCUGAGACUUGCGGGCGUGCUAAUUCAUCUAGUCCUUGUGGUAACUCUGAAGUCAGUGCUAUUCUGCUGUGCUACAAACAAGGACGUUGAAGCGUAGGGAAUCUCGUGGACCUGUCCACGAGAGCUUGAACUAGGUUUUGAACCCAGGCAUCCAGGAACUGAAACGUGUUCCACCCUGAUGAUCUGCACGUGUCCAUGGACCACGUCACUGAGGCGUGAGCAUGUCCAUUCACAGAAACUGGUAGUGAGUUUCAAGUACCAGGAACUGUGAGGGAGGGGUGGCGAGGGCAGAAAGACCCUAAAGAUGCCAUGCCUCUGGAAGACAGGUUUUCCUCAAGAAGCACUGUUAGAGGCCCUGGACCUGGCCACCGUGGUUCUUAAAGAAAUCAGUCUUCUGGAGUUAGGUAAUAAACUGAUGAUUCCAGGUAGAGUUAAGGAACUGAGGACCCUGUGAGAUUCCAGGAAGGACCAUUAGCAGCUCCUGAGACCGCCUCACGGGGUUUUCCUUUCUCCCAAAUUCCGCAUUUCUCUUUUGUGCGUCCUUCAGCUCCCCCAGUCCUAUCUAACCCUCUACCAAAAAAGAAAAAACAUUGUCUACAAAGUAAUCUUUUAAAAACACCUAUCAGGGACCAGUAAGAUGACUCUGGGGGAAAGUGCUUACCGUGCAAACCUGGCAACUUGAGUCCAAUCCCCAGAAGCGCAUAUGAAAAAGCCACAUCUCUAACCCCAGCAUUCUCGGGGGAGACAGGAAAAAGGCAGGAGAAUUGUCCAGAAUCUUGCAGACCGGCUACCCUAGCAUAUACAGCACAGUAGAUAUAAGAGAGACCCGCCCCAACGAGAUAGGAAGAGAACCAGAUCCCCCAAAUUGUGUCCUGACCUCCGCAUAUGCUCUGUGGCCCACACGUCUCAACUUACAUACAUCACACACGCAAGCAACAGUAAUAAUAAAUGUAAAAAAAAAAA